Molecule: messenger RNA, 1509 nt
Organism: Botrytis fragariae
Lineage: Eukaryota; Fungi; Ascomycota; Leotiomycetes; Helotiales; Sclerotiniaceae
Exons: 1
Coding region: 1-1509 (502 amino acids)
Molecular function (GO): protein binding
Source: RefSeq, a predicted model, not a curated record
AUGUCAGCUUUAGGGAAUCCACAUACCGAUAUGCUGCCUUCCGAGGACUCGAGCUUUUUCUCCAACUUACCCACUGAAUUAAAGUGUCGCAUUGUCGAUUUACUUGCUGCAAAAGAUGUCAUUAACCUCCGUCUUACAUCAAGAGCUUGGGGUGGUGUAUCUGUCACCGGUCUUUUCAAUGUCCGUACUGAGAACCAUAUCGAACAUGGCGUGUUUUCCAUUCGACCACAUCUUGACGAUAUGACUCGAUUACGAUCCGUUGCUGGCUCCCCAUGGCUAGCAAGAGUUAUAAAGCAUGUAAAAAUAUAUGUUGGAGAUUUGGAUAUGUUAGAAUUCGACCAUGAAGUUCAGACUGUCAAUGGAUAUACCAAAAUCGAGAGUAUGUUGACUUGUGAAAGGAAGGUCAACACCUUAUUGGAACAGACUGUUCAGAACAGAAUGAAACAUUGCGAUCCGGUCAUGCUGUCUCACUCCCUGUCAAAAUUACCCUCGGUUAAAUCCGUUACAGCCACCGCGAAUGAAUGUCCAUUUUCGCCUUCGGAGGUCAAUUUCACAUUAGCAUGGAUGCGACUCAUGCGAAGAUGGAAUCGUGAGCCAGACGCACUUUAUGACUCUUACGAUACCACAUUUCCUACAAGAUCCAGUAUCAGACAUCUCAGUAUACUACUCGCAAUACGAUUACUGCAGAAUCCUGUUCGAAAUCUAGUAUUAGAUACUUUUCCCAUCGAUCUUUUCGCCAGUCAAAGCUUCCAUGACGAUGACGACCAACCUGGACCAUCCUAUGAAAUCCACACUAACUUCCUCCAUGAUAUGCAAGAUAUGACAUCGAAAGUUGAGAAUCUCCGAAUUGGUAUCAAUCCUGUUAGCAACAAUGCAACAACUCACGAGCACACCAGAGUAAUCGCUAAAUCUAUGAGUAUGUUUAUGGGAUCCAUGCAAUCCCUUCGAUCUUUAGAUAUUACCUUGAACAUGUCCUCUCGAUUUCCGAAUGAUUCAAUGGAAUUAACAAACCAGGGUGAAUUCUAUUCCAAUACAUUCCCACGCCUCGAGCACUUUUGUGUUUCCAAGGUAAGAUCUUUCGAUACGCCAUUCUUCUCAUUCAUUUUCCGUCACAAAGCAACCUUGAAAUCUGUAUCCCUAGGACACGAUUUCUUCCUCGUUCCUCAAGAGAGACCUAGGGGUUGCGUCUCUGUCAAAUCUAUUCUUUACAAACUGCGCGAUAGCUUGAAGCUGGAGAGAUUCCAACUGUUAGUCAGUGCCGGCGAUCAACGGAUAUAUGAUCAGGAGUGGCAGGUCGCAAAGUCUUCUGGAGAUAAAUUACCAGAUGCAAAAUUAUUCGAAAUGUUCGUUUUGGGGAAAUGGUCAUGGCCAAUGAUAAAUGUAGAUUAUCCGCAUUGGAGAAGAUUGGAUGAGUGGAAAGGAUGGGUUAGAAGAGAUGGAUGGGAUAAGCUAAAGUCGAAGUCGAAAAGGGACAUUAGAGAGUUGGAUUGGCAGGACGUAGAUGUAUAA